Molecule: messenger RNA, 2103 nt
Organism: Lotus japonicus
Lineage: Eukaryota; Viridiplantae; Streptophyta; Magnoliopsida; Fabales; Fabaceae
Product: glucan endo-1,3-beta-glucosidase 5-like
Exons: 3
Coding region: 136-1695 (519 amino acids)
Biological process (GO): carbohydrate metabolic process
Cellular component (GO): plasma membrane
Molecular function (GO): hydrolase activity, hydrolyzing O-glycosyl compounds
Source: RefSeq, a predicted model, not a curated record
UAGGAACGUUAGAAACUCUUGUUCUUUACGCCGUUCUUGUUUUUCCUUCCACAUGUUUAAUACCAUACCAGAAAAAUUCCCAAACCUUUUUACAUAAACACAUUAGCUAGAAAUUUGAGAGAGCUAGGGAGAAACAUGAGACAUGUACAUAUAUUUUCUUACAUUUUGGUGGCGGUGGCACUUUGCCUGCUCUGCCCACGUGCGGCGGCGGGCUUUGCCUGCAACUGGGGAAGAGUGGCAACGAAUCCCCUUCCCGGAGACAUAGUUGUGCGUCUCAUGAAGGACAAUGGAUUCGAUAAGGUCAAGCUUUUUGAGGCUGAUCCUGAGGCCAUGAAGGCUCUUGCAAAAUCUAAUAUUCAGGUUAUGGUUGGAAUUCCCAAUGAUCUUUUGGGAACCUUUGAGAACAACACCAAAGCUGCUGAUGAUUGGGUGGCUCAAAACGUUUCAGCAUAUGUCAAAAUUGGAGUCGACAUAAGGUAUGUUGCUGUGAGCAAUGAAGCAUUCCUCAAGGACUUCAAGGACAGAUUCAUAUACAGCGUCCUUCCAGCCCUCAAAAACAUCAAAUCCUCCCUUGACAAAGCAGGACUAGGCAAAAAGGUGCAGGUCACAGUCCCUCUAAACGCAGACAUCUACGAAACCGACACUAACCUUCCAUCAGGAGGAGAUUUUCGUGCAAAUGUCACGGACCAAGUCGUCGCAAUCCUCAAGUUCCUCAACAACAACAACGCCCCCAUUGCCAUCAACAUCUACCCCUUCCUCAGCCUCUACUACGACUCCAAGUUCCCCAAAGACUUCGCCUUCUUCAACGGCUCCUCCACCGCGUUAGUUGACGGCGAUGUCACAUACACCAAUGCUUUUGAUGGAAACCUCGACACCCUUGCGACCGCACUGGAAAAACACGGAGUUGGAUCAAUGCCGAUCAUAGUUGGAGAAGUUGGGUGGCCGACAGACGGCGACUCAAAUGCCAACAAUGCCAACGCUCAGAGAUUCUACCAAGGCUUGAUUGAUCGCAUCAACAGCAAAAAAGGACCCCCUAAGAGGCCUAAUUCGAUGCCAGAAGUGUACAUGUUCGGAUUAAUCGAUGAGAAUUCCAAGAGUGUUCUACCAGGGAACUUUGAACCGCAUUGGGGGAUUUUCAACUAUGAUGGAAGCAUUAAGUACCAACUGGAUUUAGGUAAAGGGAAAAAGCUCGUCCCGGCGAAAGGGGUGAAGUACCUUGAGAAACGAUGGUGUGUGCUUGAUCCGAAAGCGAGCCCUGAAGACCCCAAGAUGAAGGAGAAUUGGAAGAUUGCGUGUGGGGCGUCAACAGGAUGCACUAGUGUGAGCAAUGGUUCAUCUUGUGAGAAGAUGGAUAAUAGGACCAAAGUUUCUUUUGCAUUCAAUUCGUUCUACCAAGUGACUAAUCAAAACAAAGAUGGGUGUGUGUUCAAUGGUCUUUCAAUUAUCACCAACAAAGACCCUUCACCCUCUAAUGGAACUUGCAAAUUUGAUAUUGCACUUGACGUGGGGCAACUUGCCUCAAGCCCUGCACCUUCACCAUCUGCAUCUGUACUUGCAGAUGCACCCACUGGUCCUUCUGGUGGGUCUAAAGUGUCUGACCCUGACUCCAACAAGUCCCUGGCUGUGGCAACAGAGCAACCAAACCCAAUUGUCAUGGUGGUAAUGGUGCUAAGUUUGUUGUUUGUUAUCCUAUGAUCUCAUCUUAGCUAGUGAGUUAUGGUUAAUGUAUAAUAACAAAAAUGAGUAUUGGACAUUCACUUUCAGCGAUACACAAUUCACACUUGCAAUUUGUGGAGCUUUUGACAGGUUUUUUACCGUCAUAAAUUGCAAAGUUAAAAGAAAUGAUACACAAAGAUGAUUCUCGCUACAAAUUGCAAAUGGCAAUUAUGUGUUGCGGAGAGUAUUGUCUAUCUGGCGUGACUCAUUUGUAUCCUGCAUUGUAGGGCUAGGAUAAACCAAUAUUAAUGUUGUAAGAGUCCAGUUAAUUAAUAUAGUCUGGACUUCUAUAUCUUUGAUAUUAGUAGGGAUUUAAUGUAUAUAUACAGUACGCGAUCUGUAUAAAAGAAAGGCUUAAAUAAGUUUUUGGUCCCUAACCUUUACCAU